This is a messenger RNA of Penicillium salamii, 198 nucleotides long. The record is from the annotation of a GenBank genome assembly. Lineage: Eukaryota; Fungi; Ascomycota; Eurotiomycetes; Eurotiales; Aspergillaceae.
AUGGGGUAUUUCGAUAAGAGUCCUAUGGAUUGGGAUUGGUGUAAAUCUUGGUUCAGCGCCGAGCUAUUUUGGAUUCGUCAAACGAUGUCGAGAACAAUGAUGCCGAGAUUCUUCAGAGGGAGCUUCGAGUCAAAUGGGAAGUGGGUUUACGAGCAGUAUGUUGCGAUGGUCAGGGGUCUAGGUCUUCCGGAGGGGUAA